CUGGGGCGCACGAGAGACAGAGAGCUGGAAUUGCAGAGGCAGAGACGCACACCGUGUUCGCCUCCCGCAUACGGUGGAGUCCCGUGCCUGUCACCAAAACCGAAGCACAAGGCUCGAGCGCGAGAUUGAUGUGAGCGAGAGGAGCGGUUUUUCCAUUGAGCCAUUCGAGACGGUGGCGCGAGACAGCAGGACGAGACGUUUACAUAGGUUUGGGAGGAGGGCUGUUUGGGGAGACCAGAUGAAGGGGACAUGCUGACGGCUGCAGCGGCUCCGUGACCCGGGAGAGGACCGGAGCAGCGUCACCGACCGCCGCGCGAGCCAGCGUUGACACCGCAACAGCUCGAGCAUCCAGCGCGAGCCCCCAGACUCUCUCUCUCCCUUGGGCCAUUGAAUCAACUCUCCUGUUGUUAGAACUACUCCUUCAGCGACCAAGAAGAAACACUGAUUUUGAUUCAGCAAGACUGUUCACUGAAUGAGUAGCGUGUCAGAUCACCUACAUUCAGGCCAAACUGGGGCUCCAGUGGGCUGUGGUGAGACUCGAGCAGAGGAAAAAGCGUGUGUGGGGGGGCUGGAGGGAAUGGCCGGGCCUGAGCUCUGGACCAGGGAGCUCGGGCUCCAGGAGGGGUCCCAGGAUCCCUCUAACGAUGGACUGGCAUCGGUGACUCCGGACCACUUUCCCUCCUCUCCUUCCGCCCUGGCCAACGGCCUCCACCGGAAGGGAAGGCUGGGGCACAGCCGGCGCAAAAAGACUGACACUCACCCUGAGACACAUAUGUUGGCAGAGACACUUAGAAACAUGCAAACGCACAUAGACACGGCUGUGCAUGAAAAGGUUGUUUCGCAUGCAGGCAUGGAUAACUGUGGGCACCUGGAUAUCCAUCCACAUAAGGGUUCUGUAGGUCCAAAGCUCUCCGGAACUCUUACACCUGACGCCAUACGCACAACUUCACCUCAACCCCUGCCUGUGGCACUUGGCAAUCAUCCUGCCUCGACCAAUCAACGGAAAGCCCCGGUCCUCAAUGCAGAGACUGAAAAUCCCUCCACUUUUUGUCCAGUCCCUGUUGGCCCCACCCCAAACACAGGGUCCUCUGCUCUUCCUGUGGAGACAGAGAAGAAGUAUGCACUCCGCAGCUCCGGACGUCCACGCUUCCCCUGUCACCUGCGCAAAUCCUCCCGCCUCCGCCGAGGCAUGGAGGAUGGGGAGAAAAGAGCAGGGAGGGAGAGGGGAGGAGAGGAGGAGGAUGAAGUGUUAGAGGAGAAGAUCUGGAGGGUUAAAGAGGAGGAGGUAGCUGUUGGAAAGAAGGAAGUGCAUUCGUCUGUGGAGGCUGUUCUCCCCACAGCUCCCCCUCCUACAGACAUUCCUAUUGCUCUAACUGUACCCAAACCUGCUCCUAAAGCUGUACCCAAACCUGGGCCCAGACUUGGGCAUAAACCUGGACCUAAAUCCAGGUCUAGGCCCCCACCAAAAGUCCAGAAAGCAGCUCCUAAAAGUGUGAAACAGCGUCAGGCAGCCAUGGCUCAACGUGCAGCUGCUCAGCUUCCAUUUACGAACACAUCAACCAUCGCUGCAGCUUCACUAGCCGUGAAGCAGGAACCUCUCCCCGAUUUGGGGGGAUCAGGCUCCAAUAACCGAAGACGUGGGCGUUUCGUAGGUGUGAGGAAGAUUGUUGUCAAGGUGGCUCGUAUUCCCGUUAACCUCAGCCGCCGACAGAAGAGCUACAAGAUUUCCAAUAUGGAGACAGUGAGAGAUAAAAACAACGACUGCGGCGUGGAUGGCACAGAGGUGGCUCGAGAACCGACCGCACUUCUCCGAAUGAAGAACAAUGGAAAGAGCGUUAUGGUGAUGUUUCCUCCCGGAGAGAUGCCUGUUAUUCUCAAGCGAAGGCGGGGGCGACCCCCUAAACAGCCCCCGCCAGGAAUACCGGCAGAACUUCUCAACACCCCGAACGCUGGUGGUAUAGGAGACCCGCCCAAGAAGCCCCAGAGGCGGCGACGGACUAAACUCCCUGCCCCUUACCCUUCCUAUGUUAAUGAUACUAAUGAUGUGAAAACAGAAUAUGGGGAUGUCCUGUCCAAACUGGCCUUUUUGAACCGCCAGCCCCCUGCCACUGGCCGCUGCUCUCCCCCCCGCUGCUGGACACCCAGUGAGCCAGAAAGCUUUCAUACCCCUCUGGAAAACCCUGGAAUAUCAACCUUGCUCCACCGGCUCACCGGCUAUAAACGCCCCCGAGGUGGCAGAGGAGGGGGCGCUGGGAGAGGGGGAGGAGGAGCAGGGGGGGUUGGGGGGAAUGAGCGCAACAAGAGCACCUUCAGUGACUUUUUUGAAUCUAUUGGCAAGAAUCAGAAAAUGAGCCCCCUGUCUGAGCAUGGAUUACCCAAGAAAAGGGGAAAGGGUAGGGGAGGGGGCGCCGUAGGAAGUGAUCCUGGGGCGGAGAAAACAGUUAAGAGGAGACGUGUGAAAAAAAAUGGGGCAUGUAAAGGGGAGGGAAUGUCCAUGGGGCAGGAGUGGCCCAAUGGAGCAGGUGGCUGGGGGGAGGGGGGUAUGGACAAGGAGAAAGCUCUGGGUGGGUAUCAGUUCUGUGGAUCUCCAAGAAGAGGCUUUUCCUCCUGUGAGGUUGGAAGGGGAGGGUCCUACAGCAGCCCGGGAGGGGGCAGGGGGGUGGGGCCUGCAGGGGAGGACUCACAGGGCCUGUUUGCCGGAUAUUUCCGGUCCCUCCUCGACUCGGACGACUCGUCAGACCUGCUGGACAUUGCCUCCUCGCAGUCAGACCCCCGGAAAGCUUCAUCCACCCCUGGUUACGAGUCAUCCAGUCCAGCUACCAGCCACAGCUGGUCCCCUGCAUUCCCCAAGUGGAGCUCCAAGGGGGCAAAUUCUGGGGUGGAGGGUUCCCUGCACACACAUGGCUCCUCAGCAAGGCCUCCUCACAGCUAUGGCAGCCUGGCCCAAACUUCCCCCACCACUUCUACCUAUCCCAAAUCCACUCCUCCAUCUCUCUCACACUCGCCCAGCUCACCCCAUCCUUCCUCUUUUGGCCAUUACUCCUCCGGCUACUCCUCCUCUUCUCCUGCGGUGCCACAGAGACCCUCAGACUGCAGCUUUGCAUAUGGAUCUGGCAAGGCUGUCGGUCAAAUGGGUUACUCUAACUACCAGGCAGCAGCCAAGAGAGGUUAUGGUGGAUAUCCUGCAGCAGGUCAUUCCUCCAUGGUGCGGGGGGAGUCAACAGGACCCACAUCACCAGGAGGAGGGUACAUGUCUGUGGCCAAAAGCAGCCCCUUCAGCUCCUCUUCAUCUCCAGAGGGUUACAAACAGUACAACUCCAGUCAGUGGAGCUACAGACAAGGUUAUGGCGCCUGGUCAACAGACGGCUUUGGGCCUCAGUAUCACGGCUACAGUGAAUAUGGCUCCAAUGAGUCCAAAGACAUCUUGGAUAUCUCAAACUACACUCCCCAGAAGGCCAAGCGACAACCAUUUCCUGAAAUUCUCUCAGAAUCCUCGUCCGACUCUUCACACCUUGGCUCUGCGGCCACUGGCAGUGGACCCAGCUCCACCUGUGGCACCUACAAACUGAGCGAGGCUCCCUCUGUCAGCGGAGAGGGGGGGCAAUCCAGUCUGUCCAGCCUGGAGAAGCUGAUGAUGGAUUGGCAUGAGAGUGCUUCAGGACCUUCGUAUAACUGGAGCCAGAACGUGCUCUUUCAGGGCGGGGGGGCCACCGGCAAACCUGCUCGUGGUCGAAGGAAACGGACUGAACCACUUUUAGAAAAAGAAGGAGGGUCUGGUUUACUCUCCGACUCCCCGUCCAGCCCGUCCCCAACGCCUACUCCUGGACCUAAGCGGGGAGUUGGGGGACGGGGCAGAGGGUCCAGAGGAGGCAGAGGGGGUUUGUCUCCAUGUCAGAGAGAGCGGAGGGCCAAAGGCAGAGGCAAGGCUGCUGCCUCAACAUCUGGAGCAGUUUCUGCUGGAGGUCCAGAGGGGCUGUUCCAGGAGGGGCUGGAUUAUUACAGUGGAGACAGUAGCAGCCUCUCUCCCCUGGCCAACCCCAAUCAUGCACCCCAAUCCAGUUACCUCCAGGACCCCUGUGAGUACCCCUCCCCUUACCCCUCCACACCCUCCUCUGAAGAGCGAUAUCCAGCCUUAUACCCUGGAGAGUCCUCUUCUUCCCUCUCACCCAGUGUCUCCUCUCCCUCUUACCCUCCCAAGCCAACACCUCCUCCCCCCCAGACGUACCACCCCGUCCCCUCCAGGACAUUCUCCCCCUCCUGCUCUCCCUCACCCCGCGUAACUCCCCUCUGUGCCACUUCACUGAGUCCCUCUCAACGCCCCGCUCAGAAAGACCCACAGUUCUCGCAGUACGACUCUCCCAGCUACUGCAGCUCUCCCUACUGGUACGGACAGACGUCGCACAGCGGCAGCCCCAGCCCGCACUCCCACAACACACACUCAAACACAGGCGCACACAACACACACUCAAACACCGGCGCACACAACACACACUCAAACACACACAGCAACCCGCACACAAGCCCCCAUGGAAGUACACACGGUAAUACGCUCGCUAGCCCCAAUGCGAACACACAAAUGAAUCCCCAUGACACACAUCUUAACAAUACACAGCCCCACACAAACUUAAACACCAAUACCCCCUCCCUCCUCCAGUCCCACUCAAACCCCCACACUAACAACCACCCCCACCCCAACUCUCACCUCUCCUCCCAUACUCACUCCAACCCCAGCACCAGCCUACGCCAGGGCCCCAUGCCUCACUCCCCGUACCCCAAACUGGCCCUGGACUCCUCGCCCCAUCAGGAGGACACUGGGGGCUUCUCCUUGUCCCACCAAUCCUAUCCGGGCAUGGGACACCGCUACCCCUCCCAAGCAGCUCAAGGGGGGGGGGUGCUGUGCCAGCUCCUGGACACAGCCAAUGAUGACAGCUUCAGCGUCACCAGCCUGUAACAGCAGGUGCAUUCAAACCAAGCUUUUUCAGAUUUGCAAAUUUUCUUUUCUUCUUUUUUGUUAAGGAGACUUUUUGUUAGAGAAUGUGAAAUGAAGGGCGAGAAUUUAGCUGCCAGCUUUGGACAGUAAAGCUUUAAUUCUCCAGCAUUGACAAUCAAGAUCAACUGCAAUUUAAACACGCAUGCACGACAC
Messenger RNA from Trematomus bernacchii (emerald rockcod), 5143 nucleotides. It is a transcript of the gene ahdc1, whose product is annotated as AT hook, DNA binding motif, containing 1. The record is from RefSeq and is a predicted model, not a curated record. Bases 473 to 4951 code for a protein of 1492 amino acids. The transcript is spliced from 6 exons. Lineage: Eukaryota; Metazoa; Chordata; Actinopteri; Perciformes; Nototheniidae.